This is a messenger RNA of Phytophthora sojae, 753 nucleotides long. RefSeq lists its product as hypothetical. Lineage: Eukaryota; Oomycota; Peronosporomycetes; Peronosporales; Peronosporaceae. The transcript has a single exon. Bases 1 to 753 code for a protein of 250 amino acids. The record is from RefSeq and is a predicted model, not a curated record.
AUGGCCUGCUCGUGCUCCGGCCUCAUCUCGCUCAUCGUGCUGUUUGCGGCCGUGGUGCUCAAUAUCGUGGCCUUCUCGCUGCCGCUCUGGACCACAAGCACGACCGUGAACGAGUCGCUGCAGAGCACAGUGGACAGCUCCGACUUCGCCGCGGGCGUCUGGGGCUUCUGCACGGACGUAGAGUUCUCGUCGGCCAGCGACGGCGCCAACGCCAGCGCGUCCUUCGACCACUGCUACCUCUUCCACACGUCCUCCAAGUACGACGUGACGGAGCUGGACUCGGACCUCAUGUCCAACUUCUCGGACUACAGCGUGUGCGAUGGCUACAGUCGCGCCGGGGACGAGAGCGACGCCACGCAGCUCGCGUUCGCCGCGGCACUGGCCACCACCGCCGGCAUGGACGCCACGCAGUUCGACAAGUUCCUCCACAAGUCGUGCGGAGCUCUGGGAAGCGCCACGCUGGCCUUCGGAGGCAUCAGCAUGAGCGCGGGCGCACUGUCCUUCGUGGCGCUCGCGCUCGGUAUCACGUGCUGCAAGCGCCGCUCCAUCUUCGUGCUGGGCGGCAAAGUUUUCGUGGGCAUCGCACUCAUAUCGACGGUGCUCACGUUCGCGCUGUGGAUCCCGCAGGCGCACCCGCUCGGCAAGGCGGACGACGUGACGCUCAACGGAUCCUUCAUCCUCAGCGUCAUUAGCGCCGUGCUCUACAUGAUCGCUUCCGGACUCGUGGCGCGCCAUGCCGGCAUCAAGGGAUAA